AUGAGUCAGAAGCAAGCGGAUAAAAAGAGGCCGGACGAAAGUUUCGGCAUCACGGUGUCUAAAGAUGAGAACUUUCCGCAAUGGUAUCAAGAGGUGGUUCUGAAGUCGGAAAUGGUCGAAUACUACCAAGAAAUAUCGGGAUUCUUCAUUUUGAGGCCCCUCUCGAUGUUCAUUUGGAACCAGAUCAAGCAGUGGUUCCAAGAGCGACUUGACGAGAUGGAUGUUGAGGAGGCGAGCUUCCCGACCUUUCUAUCCGCAAAGUCGAUUGAGAAAGAGAAAGACCACGUCGAAGGCUUUGCUCCUGAACUCGCAUGGGUAACUAAAGCUGGCUCGAAAGAGCUCGAGACCCCCAUCGCCGUACGACCGACUUCAGAAGCUAUCAUAUAUCCAUACUAUAGCAAAUGGCUCCGAAGCCACCGCGAUCUCCCUCUACGACUGAACCAGUGGAACUCCGUCAUUCGGUGGGAAGCGAAGCAAACAACACCUUUCCUUCGCACACGGGAGUUUCUCUGGCAAGAAGGGCAUACUGCGCACUUGACCGAAGAGGAUGCAGGCAAAGAAGUUCGAGAGAUUCUAGAGCUUUAUGCCCAAAUCUAUGAGCACCUCCUCGCAGUCCCCGUCGUACGUGGGCGCAAGACUGAACAUGAGAAAUUUGCCGGGGCAUACUACACAACGACUGUUGAGGGCUACAUCCCCGCUAAUGGACGGGGGAUCCAAGGCGCCACAUCGCAUUGUCUGGGACAGAACUUUAGCAAGAUAUUCGAUAUUUCUGUUGAAGAUCCGACAGGCAACGGUCAUAUCCAUGUCUGGCAAAACUCGUGGGCUUUUUCCAGCCGCGUUCUAGGGGUCAUGGUAAUGAUUCAUGGCGAUGAUAAAGGACUGGUGCUUCCUCCUCGAGUAGCUCAAAUCCAGACAGUCAUUGUCCCCGUUGGUGUCAAGAAGUCAACUAGCCCAGAGGAGAAGCAGAUCUUCUUCGGUCAGAUAGAAGGCAUAGCCAAGAAGCUGAAGCUCGCCGGUGUGCGAGUAUGGAUUGAUGACCGGGAUGGCUACACUCCUGCCUGGAAGUUCAAUGCCUGGGAACUCAAAGGGGUCCCAUUGAGAAUUGAAUUCGGUCCGCGGGAUGCUGCAGGGGGCGUAAUCAGCUACUGUCGGCGGGAUAACAGCGAAAAGGGUACAAUCCCGAUUGACAAUAUCUCAGCCGAAAUCCCAGAGCUACUGGAGGCGAUCCAAAAGAGCAUGUACGAUCGCGCUGAUGCAUCAUAUCGACAGCAUCGCAUCCAAGUUUGGAAAUGGGAGGAUGUUCUCCCAGCCCUGGAUGAGAAGAACGUCUUGCUGAUACCAUUUUGCCUGGAGAAGCAUUGCGAGGAGAAGAUCAAAGAGCUUACAACGCGACAGGACGAUACGUCUCAUAUUCCAGAGGAACGGCGACCCCCCACUAUGGGGAUGAAGAGCCUAUGUAUUCCCUUUGAACAGCCCGGAGGUUCGGGUCACUCAACCAAGUGCUUACGCCCUGAGUGUGGGAAAAUGGCAUUGAAAUGGACCAUGUUUGGUAGAAGUUAUUAG
Molecule: messenger RNA, 1563 nt
Organism: Clonostachys byssicola
Lineage: Eukaryota; Fungi; Ascomycota; Sordariomycetes; Hypocreales; Bionectriaceae
Source: the annotation of a GenBank genome assembly